GUCGUGAUUCAUGAUUCAUGGAACUUGUUGUGUUGAUUGUCCCUCUCAAUUCAACCUUGAAUAUCUGUCAUCCACUCCCCGAUAGUUAUCCAUCAUGGCGAAAAAGGCAUUGGCUAAGGAUCAGAUUGUGAAGCUGAUCGUGGGAGCUGGUCAGGCCAGCCCCAGUCCUCCUGUCGGUCCGGCCCUGGGUAGUAAGGGUGUCAAGAGUAUGGAUUUUUGUAAGGAGUUCAACGCUCGCACUGCACACAUCAACACCGGGGUCCCCGUCCCGGCCCUCGUCACCGUCCGUCCUGAUCGUUCAUUUUUCUUCGAUCUCCGGACCCCGACCACCACCUACCUCCUCCUGCAAGCUGCCAACGUCGAGCCGCGCAAGAACCGCAUUCGCGGUGCACAAAACCCCGGCCACGAGACCGUCGGCACGAUCUCCCUCAAGCACGUCUACGAAAUCGCCAAGAUCAAGCACUCCGAGACGAGACUGUCGGGCCUGAGUUUGCAGGGUAUGUGCAAGAGCGUCAUCGCCCAGGCCAAGUCCAUUGGCGUGGAGGUUGUACCGUGAAGGGCAGGCCGGGGAGGUCAUUGAGAUUGAUUUAACUGUAUUGUAUAUGGGAUCACUUGCUACCGGGCGAUUGUUGCUCGCUAUCUGGGACUGAUGAUCAUGGCGUUCUUGGGGGCCUGGGUCUGUUGCCAUUUGUAUUAUAGGCAUUGCAUGUGAUAUAGAAAGC
Messenger RNA from Aspergillus saccharolyticus JOP 1030-1, 722 nucleotides. Its product is annotated as mitochondrial 54S ribosomal protein uL11m. The record is from RefSeq and is a predicted model, not a curated record. Lineage: Eukaryota; Fungi; Ascomycota; Eurotiomycetes; Eurotiales; Aspergillaceae. Gene Ontology annotation, biological process: translation. Gene Ontology annotation, cellular component: ribosome; mitochondrial large ribosomal subunit. The transcript is spliced from 2 exons. Bases 95 to 556 code for a protein of 153 amino acids. Gene Ontology annotation, molecular function: structural constituent of ribosome; large ribosomal subunit rRNA binding.